AUGGAUAGGUUCCGGAUGCUCUUCCAGCACCUUCAGUCCAGCUCGGAGUCUGUGAUGAAUGGCAUCUGCCUUCUGCUGGCUGCCGUCACAGUCAAGAUGUACUCCUCCUUCGACUUCAACUGCCCCUGCCUAGCACGCUACAACGCCCUCUAUGGCCUGGGCCUGCUGCUCACACCUCCUCUGGCCCUCUUUCUCUGUGGUCUCUUGGUCAACAGACAAUCUGUGGUGAUGAUGGAGGAGUGGCGCCGGCCAGCGGGGCAUCGGAAGAAGGACCUGGGCAUCAUCAGGUACAUGUGUUCCUCCGUGCUGCAGCGAGCUCUAGCAGCUCCUCUGGUCUGGAUCCUGCUGGCCCUCCUUGAUGGGAAGUGUUUCGUGUGUGCCUUCAGCAACUCCGUUGACCCAGAGAAGUUUCUGGAUUUUGCCAACAUGACCCCCAGCCAAGUACAGCUCUUCCUAGCCAAGGUACCCUGUAAGGAGGAUGAGAUGGUUAAAGACAGCCCUGCCCGCAAGGCUGUGUCUCGAUACCUGCGGUGUCUGUCACAGGCCAUCGGCUGGAGCAUUACCUUGCUGUUGAUAGUGGUGGCCUUCCUAGCCCGCUGCCUGAGACCCUGCUUCGACCAGACCGUCUUCCUACAGCGCAGAUACUGGAGCAACUAUGUGGACCUGGAACAGAAGCUUUUCGAUGAGACGUGCUGUGAGCACGCGCGGGACUUCGCGCACCGCUGUGUAUUGCACUUCUUCUCGAGCAUGCAGAGCGAGUUGAGAGCUCUGGGGUUACGUCGGGAGCCAGCAGGUGGAAUUCCAGAGUCACAGGAGCCCCCAGAGCCCGCAGAGGACCUGGAUGGUGGAAGCGGGAAGGCUCACCUGCGUGCCAUCUCCAGCCGGGAGCAGGUGGAUCACCUCCUAAGUACCUGGUACUCCAGCAAGCCGCCACUUGACCUUACAGCAUCCCCCAGGCUCUGGGGGCCUGGCCUCAAUCACCGUGCUCCUGUAGCUGCUCCCGGUACCAAGCUGUGCCACCAGGUCGAUGUGUAG
This is a messenger RNA of Microtus oregoni (creeping vole), 1035 nucleotides long. RefSeq names its product calcium homeostasis modulator 3 (gene Calhm3). Gene Ontology annotation, molecular function: monoatomic cation channel activity. The transcript has 3 exons. The record is from RefSeq and is a predicted model, not a curated record. NCBI's taxonomy places the organism in Eukaryota, Metazoa, Chordata, Mammalia, Rodentia, Cricetidae. The coding region runs from base 1 to 1035 and encodes 344 amino acids.